UUUUCUUUCAGUAAAUUUAAUGAUUUUUACCAAAUCAGUCCCCGUUUUAGUAGAGAAUAGUCCUAGAAAGAAAAAUCAACAUAAACAACCUAAAAAUUUCAACAAAAAUUCUGUCAGGCGGAGAGAAAGCAGUCGAAAUAAUUCCUCUAACCAUCACCAAUCCUUCCAUUCAACGCCUUCAGGUAUGAGUACAACAACCUUAAUAGAUGAAGAACACCAACAACGUCAACAAGUCCGUUCUGCACUUUUACGUCACUGGACUUGGUUAGACCGUGCUAGACUGCAUACUUUCCAUUUUUGGCUAUUUGUUUAUUCCUUGGCACAAAUUUUUUUAUUUCACUAUUUAUGCCACCGUGUUUGGUCCUUUGUUUAUGUUUUCUUUUGUGCGAUAUUCCCAGCUUUAGUUUUGGCUUCUAUUGUGUUGAUACGUUAUGGACGGUUGGAAUUUUCUAGGAAACGACUACGGUGGUUUUCUUUGAUUUCGUCUGUCUCAUUUCCAGUAUUUUUAUGGCUCAUUCACUUGCCGCUAAUUUCUGAAUUUCGAGUUAAACAAGAAAGAAUAGCUGAACUAGCUUCAUUAUCAUCUUCAUUAGCAAUUUGUACCCUCUAUCAAUUUUUUGUUUUGCCUCGCCUCAGGCGUUUAUUCACUUUUCUCUCCCUUGGAUUUAUUAUUUGCAAUACUUUAAUUAUUGGAAUAUUUUUAUAUAUUUACAAUGAUCAACUAGCUUUCUCAGAAUCCCCAAUACUUGCAGUUAUCCCUCUCUUUAUCUAUCAAUUAAUUGUUUUGAUUGUUGGAAUUAUUUGUGAUUCAAAUUCUGCAAGUAGUAGACAAGCUAUAGCACAAAAAUUAACUGAAGCAAUUCAAAGGAGGGAUGAACUUGAACAACUUAAAAAUAGACAGGUGGAAAUGGAUGGGAGUCUGAAAUCCCUUUUAGAUACCCCAUAG
Molecule: messenger RNA, 946 nt
Organism: Meloidogyne enterolobii
Lineage: Eukaryota; Metazoa; Nematoda; Chromadorea; Rhabditida; Meloidogynidae
Source: the annotation of a GenBank genome assembly